CCAACACACUCACAUUUAUAACCAAUCACAGGACUUGUGGUGUUAACUUCUCUAUCAAAAGUUCGGUGCACCUCGAACUUCGACCCAGCCGGAAAUUAAUUGGUAUAGUGCAACCUAUACCGUCAAUAUGGCGACAGACAGAAAUGUUAAGAAUGGAAAAUCGUCAAGUAAUCCAAAAAACCCUUAUAUGAAUUUUGCUAGAGGUUACAGAACGACAGCUAAGGGUAGUGGGAAGAAACCUCUUCCAGAGCCAAUUCACGUAGGCCAUUUUAUCAUGAUGGUCGUCAUAAAACUUUGCCGUACAGUUCUUUUAGUGGACACGUCAGUUAAAAUCGGCGUGUAUUUGACUGGGGUUUUGGUUGGUUCAGUUAUUUGUGAUCUUUUCGCGUUUCCGCGAUCUUACUUUUCAAACAAGGGAAACAUACUGAAUCAAUGGUUCGUGAAACUCGGAUGGGGCUGGACUCUUUCUCUGUUGCUCGCGUACAUCUUCCUAACCAGCACCGUGUAUUGUUGUGGAAACUGGAACUACAUUAGGAGGCAUCUUCUGAGACUAGCAGUAGGAACCUUUUGGUGGUACGUGUGUACAAGUCUCUUUGUUCGUGUGGAGACAAUGGUUGGAGUGUGUACAGUAACCACAAUCAAAGACAAAUUUGCUUGUGUUGAAGCUGGGAAAAGUUGGCUUGGAUUCGACAUCUCUGGACACUGUUUCUUGCUGAUUCACAGCCUUUUGAUCAUUAAUGAAGAGUUGAAGACAUUCAGGGAUUGGAGCAAACUGGGGGGAUUCCUACAGGAUGAGGAACUGAAGGAUAAGAGAAAAGUAACGGAGAAGGAAAUAUCAGAUGCCCAGAUUUCAUUCAAAUUAUUGACUCCGAUGAUUAAAGUGAACAUCAUAGCUAUUACCAUGUUGGCUCUUCUUUGGGAGUUAAUGUUGCUUAUAAGUGUUAUAUAUCGUUUUCAUACCCUUCCACAGAAAGUAACUGCAUCAUUUAUUGCUGUUGGUUGUUGGUUCAUUAGUUAUAGAAUUCUGUUUCGCAGCAAAGUGGAGUGGCUGCCACUACAGCCAGGAGAGUCGCCCCUGUCAUACAUGAAACUAUCGUAAUACAAAAGCGAACUUUAACUUUACUUUUUUAGGGGUUUUUUGUAGUACAUAAUAUGUUUACCGGUACUUCAAGUUUACUUAUUCCAGUUUGAACAAUAAAUAUUUUUAAGCAUCCAUAAAAUGAUGUCCAGCAUGCAGCAGUUUGUGAUAGAGAGUUCCUAAAUUUGAUAGUAUGAUACAGAUAUAUAUCAAUAUUUUUCAUACCUAGGGUGGGAGGUCAGUUAGGAGAGUACUCACCUGAGGUGCUUAGGUCAUAGACUUGAAUCUCUUUGGCAGACCCAUUGUUGUUUUUUUUCCAGUUCCAAUGAGUGCACCAUGACUUAUGUAUCAAAAGUUGCAGUAUGUGCCGUCUUGCCUUUGAGAAAGUUCAUAUAAAAAUCUCUUGAGCAUACGAAUGGCAAAGUGUUCACUUCAGACAGGGCUCAAACCUAAAGGGACAGACCCUAGUUUUUAGACACUUAAGGUAUAUAUUUUUUUACCUUGUACUAGACCCUAGUUUCUACCCGUUAAAAUGGACAUUUAAGUUUGAUUAAUUUACAAACCUGUAACAAACUUGGAUACAACAGAGUAAAACAAGUCUGACGUUGAAAUACCGUUAAAAAUAUCUAGACUAAAAUGAGACUACGUAACCAUUACUUCUCAGACGCACAUGCAUUUUUAAAAAUAUGAAAAAUGCAUAGAAACACUAGGAUGACCAGAAACACUUUGGUUGUACAGAAAUGGAUAAUUUAUACAAUAAAAUAUAAGUAAUGUUUGAUUUCAGUGAUCAUAAACGGCUCCAAUAGUGAAAAAUAUGGUUUUAAGUAGUGUUUAAAAACUAGGGUCGUACAGCAAUGUUUUUUUUAAUGACAUUGGUAAAACUGCUUACCAAGUUAACCAACGGCAGUUUUGAGUCGGACUAUGGCAAUUUUCUAAAAAGUUACUUUUGCAGCAAAUAAAGAUGACAAAUGUUAUAUUGCUGUAUGUAGACAUAUUUUAAAUGUACAAAUGUUAUAUACUGCAUAUAAUAUACACCAAGUGUAUACAUUUUGUCAUCAUUAAGGUGAUUCUUCCGACAGUUAUUGAUAUAUAAAUAUAAAUUUAGGUAUCUCAACAAUGGCAAUUGCCAUCUGUGUCGUCGUUAAUUUUGAGCCCUGUAAGAGUUAAGACAGCCUUUGUAGAUGCAUUUAUAUUUUAAAAGUAAAUAAAUGACAUUUAUUAAUUAUAUAUGAAUCCUGUCUUGGGUCUCCACAGGUAUUUUGGUAGGGGCAGAGUCUAGCAAGACUCGAGUCCGUUCACAGGACUCCAGGACCUGUGCAAGGAAGAAGACUGAUUUAAUUAUAUUUUUGUGUCAUUUUGCUCUAUAUUAAUAUGCUUGUUAUCAGUUACAUCAUACUUAUAGGGGUAUGAGACAUGGAGGGAAAACAAAAGUUGAAUGUGUUGAAUGCAAUACAUUGACAAGCUUUAGCAUCCACGUUCAUCGCUGGAGUUGAGAUGCAUAAUGCUAUUUUACUUUAUUCCUUAGUCUCAUUAUCAUCUAGUGUAAGUAUCUGUACUCCGGUCUGGGUUGAAUACUUUUGGACUCGUGGAGGCCCUAAUCUUGUUAGUAGUGUGAAAUGUAGAUUUUGUAAAUUAAUAGUAUUACAUUAAUACCCAUUAAAAAUAAUACAUACAAUGUAUGAACACGUGCAUAAUGUGCUAAGCAAUGUUUAUUUCAAGUUUUUGUUUGCAGAAUACGAAAUAGCAUUUUUUAUAUAUGGUCCAGAUUAAAAUAAAUUAUUGUUUACAUAUAGCUAGAUUGUUUCAGCCCUGGUUGUAGUUGUUGAUCAUUUUAAUUGGGCAGUAAUAGGCUGGAGAAUAUAUUACAUGUUGAAUUUUUCAUUCAGGCUCGCUUUCCAUUAUAUUUAAUGCGAUUCCGCAUGUGAUUUAUCUUGCACAUUUCUGCAUUUAAUAAUAUCAUUUAUUAAUGUGUUGUUACAUAUCUGCAUUUUUUGCAAGCAAAUUACUAUACAAAAUUUCACUUCGAUGUGUACGUUUUACGCCAGAAGUAAAUACAUUCAUGUAUGACAUCACACCAUAGAACAAUCGCUCGUCCAUAAAGAUUUUUUUAGCACACAGGAUUAUCUAUAUGGAAGUGUUCUAUGUAAGUGCAUUAUCAAUAAACUUACGUUAUCGGAAAGCGGGCCUAAGUCUGUAUUUGCUUUGAUAAGUUUAUGUUCCUUAAUUUCUUUUAAUCAAUGAAUACAGCUUUAUUGCUACAGGAUAGCCACAGACCCUAAUCUAACCAGCAACGUGGACAGGUUUUGGUUUUUUGGUCAAAAUUUGGCUCAAGUUGCUUAUUUAUUAAAAGUAGUGAGAAGUCGAAGUCGUCAUGAUAUUUUGGGUCUAAUCAGAUUUUGAAAACAAAAUUACAAUGGACGUCAAGCCACUGUCUUAUUCAGUGUCAUAAUGCCCCUCCAUCGUUUUACUUUGGCGCUAAACUGUACAUCAACAAAUGUGCAGUUUGCAACCAGCCAAGUGUUGUUAAUUCUCAGCCACAUUCAUUUCAGUAAUGACAAUAUACUAAUUGUUACUUUUCAUUUUAUCAAAAGAAUGACAUUAAUCAUCAAUUAAUAAUAUCGCAUUUGUAAUGAAAAUAUACAAUUGUUUUGCUUCAAUUUUAUAACCAGAAGUAGUAGUAUUUUAUCAAAAUACUUCAGUUUGAACCUUUAGUCCUCACCAGGGAACAUAGUUUUUUUUACUGAACUAUGUACCACAAGUUACAUGUGUAUUUAUAUCUCGGCCAAUUGUUUUCUAAAUUGCACACAAAUAUAGUUAUUUUUUGCAGUUUCUAAAAGCCAACUAAAAUUAUUUACAAAAUGUGUUUCUUGGAGGCGGGGAAAGACUAUAGUGUAUAAUUCGGAAUGUUUCACACCGAACAUGACAACACUUUGCAAAAUGUACCAAUAAAUGUUCUCUGUUUUUAUAAAACUUCUCCUCUUCCUCAUGGAAAGGGAGAAGUCACUUCUACAUUUUAAAAUUCUAGAUUAGGGUCUGUAGUUAAUAACAUUGCCCACCAGCUUAACUGUUUUAUACAAUAAAUUGAUCUGUGUAAGGUGUGUUUGUGUAAUCAAGAUUUAGGCCAUUGAUUUUUCUUGACAAAUUUUAUACCCUAUUGGAGAGUUAAUAUAUACAUGAUGAAAUGGUGUUCGUUAUUAAAUUAUUACCUCUUUCA
Messenger RNA from Gigantopelta aegis, 4292 nucleotides. Its product is annotated as acyl-coenzyme A diphosphatase FITM2-like. Lineage: Eukaryota; Metazoa; Mollusca; Gastropoda; Neomphalida; Peltospiridae. The transcript has a single exon. Gene Ontology annotation, cellular component: endoplasmic reticulum membrane. The coding region runs from base 128 to 1099 and encodes 323 amino acids. The record is from RefSeq and is a predicted model, not a curated record. Gene Ontology annotation, biological process: lipid droplet organization; phospholipid biosynthetic process; lipid storage.